UCUAUUUAUUGGACUCCAUUACAUUUCUACUCGGCUGUCGCAGAUCUGCUCCACUCGAACAAGUCACACGGAAUCGAGAAAUUUCCAUCAGCAGAAUGUCGAAAGAGGCUUCACGCGAACCUGAGCAGCUCCGCAAGCUGUUCAUCGGAGGCUUGAGCUUUGAGACCACCGACGAAAGCCUGCGAGCACACUUCGAACAAUGGGGCUCCCUUACAGACUGUGUGGUUAUGAGGGAUCCAGCAAACAAGCGCUCGAGAGGAUUUGGCUUUGUCACUUACUCCUCUGUGACAGAAGUUGAUGCUGCAAUGGAAGCUCGUCCUCACAAAGUUGAUGGCAGGCUUGUGGAGCCAAAGAGGGCAGUUUCUCGAGAGGACUCGAGCCGGCCUGGUGCUCACGUCACAGUGAAGAAGAUCUUUGUCGGUGGCAUCAAGGAAGACACUGAAGAGUCCCAUCUUCGUGAUUACUUUGAGCAGUAUGGGAAGAUUGAGGUCAUAGACAUCAUGACAGACCGCAACAGUGGCAAAAAGAGGGGAUUCGGUUUUGUAACAUUCGACGACCACGACGCAGUAGACAGGAUCGUCAUCCAGAAAUACCACACUGUCAACGGCCACAACUGCGAAGUGAGGAAGGCGCUGUCGAGACAGGAAAUGCAAGGAUCGCCCAUGGGUGGAAUGAGAGGCCGUGGAGGCUCCGGUAAUUACGGCCGAGGUGGGGGCUAUGGAGGUAAUGAUUUUGACCGAGACGGAUACUUCGGUGGCCGUGGUGACGCUGACUCGGGUUCUGUUUCAGGCGGAAGAGGGGGUGGAUAUGGAGGUGGAGAUGGUUACAACAAUGGUUAUGGAGGUGGAGAUGGUGGCUAUGGAGGAGGCCCUGGCGGUUACGGUGGUGGUAACCGUGGCUACGGAGGAGGACAAGGCUACGGCAACCAGGGCGGCGGAGGCUACGGAGGAGGAGGAGGAAACGGCUACGACAGCUACAACAACGGGAACGGCAAUUUCGGUGGUGGAAACUUCGGAGGUGGCGGCGGUGGCAGCAACUACAACGACUUUGGAAACUACAACAACCAGGCGUCCAACUAUGGUCCCAUGAAGGGCAACAACUUUGGCAGUGGUGGUGGUGGCGGCGGUGGUGGUGGAAGGACCUCAGGCCCAUAUGGAGGUGGAUAUGGAGGUGGCUCAAGUGGCGGCGGCGGCGGCGGUGGUGGAUAUGGAGGUGGAUCCGGCGGAAGACGAUUCUAGAUAAUGGGAGAAUGGACUGAGUACUUAGGAGAGGAGAGCGAGAGAAGUGACAGGGCAGCUGCAGGUUUACCCCAUAGAUCUGCUCAGCCAAACAGUUGUGGCAGGUUACAGCUGCUACAAAGAAGAGAUGUACAAUAGAGAAUCAUGGCGGGGGAUUCGUAAAAAAAAUGUUGUCACCCGGGAUUUUAUAUUUUUAUGUUUCUGGAAAGCAAGCAUUCCAUGAGGUUUUAUGUCGAUUUCUUUCCUUUGCGUAUGGUUUUUAUUUUUGUGUAACUGCAACCCAAUCAAGAUGAAAUAAACCACCUUUCAGUUUUUUUAAAAACA
Messenger RNA from Hypomesus transpacificus, 1562 nucleotides. It is a transcript of the gene hnrnpa1b, whose product is annotated as heterogeneous nuclear ribonucleoprotein A1b. Bases 96 to 1238 code for a protein of 380 amino acids. Lineage: Eukaryota; Metazoa; Chordata; Actinopteri; Osmeriformes; Osmeridae. The record is from RefSeq and is a predicted model, not a curated record. The transcript has 11 exons. Gene Ontology annotation, molecular function: RNA binding.